GGGCCCCGCAGAUCCUGGGACCAGAGGGCGGCUGCGGUCCCCGGGCUCCCGCCGGUGUGGGCAAGGCUGGGCCAGAAUGGGGACCCCCAGGGCCCCGGGGGUCCGGGUCCUCCUGCUCCUCCUGCUUCUCCUGCUCCUCCUGCUCCUGGCCUCAGGUGAGGAAAAUUCCACAGGCACGCCUGCAUCGAACCCCCACCACGAGGACUCAAGGAACACCUGCCAGGGGCUCAUCAAUAGGGACCGUUAUGGAAACUUCUAUCUUCAGGACACCGCCAAGUGCUUCACCAAGUGCGAGCAGUCGAGCAACGAAUCCUGUGAUCUGGGAAAUCUGCAGAGAUACUGGCUGGACUACGAGAACUACCUGGUGGAGGGGAGCCUGGAGAAGACAAUGAACUUGUCUUUGCCUUUUCUGAAGGCUGUGGUCAAGAACGUCAGCACCAACAUCUCAGACGACCUGUACUUCUCUCUGACCCCCUCUCAGAUCACGGGGCAGGUCCCGGAGGACAAGCACAUGUUCCCCGACAGAGUCCGGCUGCCCAGGAGCCUGUUUGCAUCCCUGCAGGGCAGCAGGUCGGAGGUCCGCUUGGCCGUCUCUGUCCUGGACAUCGGGUCAGGGAACCUCUUCAAGGGCCCCAGGCUCAGCCUGGAGGACGCUGGCAGCGUGCUGAACAACCGCCUGGUGGGCCUGAGCGUGGGCCGCACGCGUGUCACCGGGCUGACGGAGCCUCUGGAGAUCACCUUCUCCCACCAGCCGCAGCCUCCCAACAUGACCCUCACCUGCGUAUUCUGGGAUGUGACUAAAGGGUCAACGGGAGACUGGUCUUCCGAGGGCUGCUCCACAGAUGUCAGAGCCGAGGGGACUGUCUGCCGCUGUGACCACCUGACCUUCUUUGCCCUGCUGCUGAGGCCAGUCUUGGACAAAGUCACCGUGCAGGCCCUCACAAAAAUUUCCCAGGCCGGCUGCGGAGCCUCCAUGGUCUUCCUGGCCUUCACCAUCAUCUUCGCUGCCCUGAGGUUCUGCCGGAAGAGGUUCGAGUCAGAAGAUGCUCUCAAGAUCCACGUGGCCCUGAGCAUUAGCUUGUUCCUCCUGAACCUAACCUUCUUCAUCAAUCUGGAUCAUGGCCCGAAGUUGUCCCUUGUCCCCUGCGGGGCCCUGGGGGCCAUCUCCCACUACUUCCUGCUCUGCGUCUUCACCUGGAUGGGCCUGGAAGCCUUCCACCUCUACCUGCUCAUCAUCAGGGUCUUUAACACCUAUUUCGGCCACUACUUCCUAAAGCUGAGCCUAGUGGGCUGGGGCCUGCCAGCCCUAAUGGUCAUCGGCACCGGGAGUGCCAGCAGCUACGGCCGCUACACCAUCCGAGACCAGGAGAACAGGUCCACGCUGGAGCUGUGCUGGUUCAGCAACGAAACUGCUCUCUACAUCACCGUCCACGGCUACUUCCUCGUCACCUACCUCUUCAACGCCGUGGUCCUGGGCCUGGUGGCCUGGAAGAUCUUCACUCUGCCCGGCGCCACGGCGGGCAAGGAGAAGCGGCAGAAGUGGAAGGGGGUCCUCACCUUGCUGGGCCUCUCCAGCCUGGUGGGCAUGACGUGGGGGCUGGCCAUCCUCACACCCCUGGGCCUGUCCACCGUCUACAUCUUUGCACUGUUCAACUCCUUCCAAGGCCUCUUCAUCUUCUGCUGGAUCAUCGUGCUCUACGUGCCGCGGCAGAGUGCCGGGACCUCUUCUGGCACUGCCCAAGCUGAGCAGACCCACACCGUGUCCCAUGAGUAGGGGGCCGGCCCUGCGCUCUGGACUCAGCUCCGACCCACCUUGUGACCUUGGACAGCUCCCUGCCUCCCUCUGGGCCUCAGUUUCCACAUCAGACGAAGUUGGGGGGGGGGAGGUGGGAUGAGGACCAGGUAGGACCACGUGACCUCAAAGGUCACAUGCAGAUUCAUCUCUGGUCCAAAAGUCCUCAAAUCCAGGAUCGCAGGCAUCCAAAGUUCCUACAGUCCUUGGGACCCGGCCAGCACAGAGAGACACCCUCACCCUUGCCACUAUGCCCCCCACCCCCCUCCUAGCAAAGCAGCCGGUCUCUGCCAUCGCCCACCUUCUGGCCUCAGUAAGGGCCUGAGUCCAACCAGAGGCGCUUGUCGUUGGCCCAGCCCCUCAAAGGAGCUCCAGCCUCUCCCUCGUGCCCUCUUGUCACUGUCACUGCCUCCCCCACGCCCCCUCCCUUCCCACCCUCCCGCUGCCUCUAGUGAGAGUCCUCCCCUCAGGCCCCAGGGCGGUUGUGACUGGAGGUUUGUCUGAGGGGUUGGUCCUCCCAGCUUGUCUGCCCUGAGCUCAGUCUGCCUCCCCAUAUGGGGAGCUGCCAGCCCUCCAGGUGUCCGGGACACUGAAUUUCAGAGAAUGCCACUUAGUGGGUGGGAUGGCUCCUGUUCCCAUUCGGACUGCCAUGUGGGUGGCUUGAGCUCUGGUCUGCUGUCACGGUGGGCCCGGGGUCCAGGGCUAUGUGGACCUGGGGGCCGAGGGGCCGGGGCAGGGGGCAGGGCUGGACCGAGCAGGGAGAGAGAGAGGCCACGUCUCCCUUGGAAUCUGAGUGCCCACGGAGCAGGCACUGUGGCGGCCUCACUCCCCCGUUCGGCCCAGCCCUGGCGGGUGUGGGGCCCUGAAUAAAUAUCUGCUGGCCGAAUAGGUGGAUGUGUGAGUUUGGCACCCGCCCCACGGGGCCCCGGGCCAGGGCAGUGUCUCAGGCCGGACGCCGCCUCCAGCGGCUGGACCUCUGCUGUGUCACACCCCCGUGCCGGUUUCCUCUGUAGGAAAUGAAGAGAGACAGAGAUCACAGAGAUAGAGGAAGAGAUGCCGCGAUGAGAGAUACAGCGAGGGAGGGCCAACAGGCAAGCUGACACAGAGGGAGGGGGCGGAGGGAGGCAGAAGGACGGCAGCCCCCUCCCCAAGCCCGCCCCGACCCAGGGGGCAGCGCACUGGCCUUGGUCCCCCUCCCUGCGCCCACCCUCAGGUUCGUGUUCCCAGCCUAGCCUGUAUUUACAAACCAUCGGGGGACUCCCGCCCCUGCCCGACCACCCCCUCUCCAAUGGGCUUUGGAGAAGG
Molecule: messenger RNA, 3097 nt
Organism: Phyllostomus hastatus (greater spear-nosed bat)
Lineage: Eukaryota; Metazoa; Chordata; Mammalia; Chiroptera; Phyllostomidae
Gene: ADGRG3
Product: adhesion G protein-coupled receptor G3
Exons: 12
Coding region: 77-1774 (565 amino acids)
Biological process (GO): adenylate cyclase-activating G protein-coupled receptor signaling pathway; cell surface receptor signaling pathway
Cellular component (GO): membrane
Molecular function (GO): G protein-coupled receptor activity
Source: RefSeq, a predicted model, not a curated record